CUGCCAAAAAAUAUGUCUUAUUUAUAUUAUUAUUAUCUCUGAUAUUUAGAACAAAUAUAUGGUAUAGAUUGUGUUUAAAAACUUAUAUUAAUUUUCAGAAAAUAAUGGAUGGAGACGAUCCAAAAAAUAGUAACAAUUCUGUUGUUACAUCUAUUGGCAAUUCUUGGGUUUUAUGUAGAUCUAAGUCGUACUCUGGACGUAUUUAUUACUUCAAUACAUUGACUGGAGAAGCGGCAUGGAAUUUAAGCAAUGCAGAGGUUGAAAAAGCAAAGAAAAUAACAAACAAUCUUCGAAAUCAAGUAGGAGGUCCAUUGGAGGGGUGUCCUGAGCCAAAGGAACCACCCAUGGAUUCCAGUACCCAUUGUAGUGUAUCUAGAAUGACUCAUCAACAUCACUUGCAUAAUUACGAACCAUCAAAUAUUUUUAACAACCAAGUUAUAAACACUCAGAUUACAAAGUCCCCAUUUGCCGCGCAAGUUUCACAGCAUUCUAAUUUUGUGCCCAUCAAUCAAGUUGAAACACUGGGACUGAAUAUUAAUGCACAACCCAUGUUUAAUCCAAACAUCUGGGCUAUUCCUUCCACCCACCAGAUUUUUAUAGCUCCAUCAUCAUCAACAAUAACUAAUGAAAGACAUACAUCAUUAAUUGAAUAUAAUAACUUUCGAAGCAUUGUGUCUCCUCAUCAAACAACAUUUCCACUUUCAAGACAUUUCAGUAUAAAUGAAACAAGACAUAGACAUCAUUUACGAAGACAUAUGAAUGGUUAUCAUAAGUUCAGUCCGAAGUUUUAUAAUAAUAGAUUUAGGCACAAUGCAGGUCAAAGUCACACCUCAAGAUUUAGAAAUAAGUCUAAUGAUCUUCGCCAAGUCAUAUCAGCUAAGAGAUCGGAAGAAAAAGAAUCAAUGGAAAGUCAUGAUGCAAAAAACAAUGGAUGUAAUGUGGACAAUGUUGAACCAAAAGCAUGCAGUCCUACACAACUUAAGUAUGAAGAAGAAGAAUUAUGUGCUAGUGAUGUUGAUGAUGAUUGGCUCGAGGUCCAUGGCCAUACAGAAGGAGAAAAAAUUAUGCUGGAUGUAUCACCCUUAAGAAAAUUGAUCAUACCUAACACAAAUUCUGACCGAUGGUAUAUUGUUGUUGAUAGAGGUGUUAUACUAAAUCACUACAAAUUUUUGAAUACUAUUAUUAAUUCAGAUGAAAUGUGCCAAUUGAUGAUUGCCAAAGAGCUUUUCUUAAAAAUACAGCGUGAUGCACGAGCUGACUGUGACAAACGUAUCAAGAAUCGCGCAAGAUGUGCCUUGCGUUUUCUUUCACAUCAGUUUGCUAUUGGUUCUGCUGUUAUUGGAGAAGACUCAAAUAAAUCAUCGCAAGAAAAAGAAAUUUGCUUACUAAAUUUUUGCUCAAAAUUAGUAGAGCAGCAUAACCCACUAAUUUAUAUAACUCAUGAAGAAAUUUGGCAACAGUCAAAGUUAGCAACAAAAGUACCAAUACUUACUAUUACAGAAAUAAAAGUUCUAUUAUAUACUACCACCUGUUCUAAGGAGGCUUUACAAAUUCAAAUGCCACAGCCAUUUGAGGAACGCUCUAUAAAAAUUACUAUACCAAAUAAUAAAAUGUCUGUAGAACUUGAUGGGGAAUAUUUUCCUAAUGAUAAAACCAAUGAGGAACCAAAUACCAAUAAUGAUUUUCUUAAUAAUGAGGCGCAAGAAUCUAAUAAUAAUAUUAAUUGCCUUCACAAUGAUAAUGUAGUAAAUGAAACUGUGUCAAAUGGGAAAGAAAUUGAUAUACAAACCGAUAAUACUCCUGUAGUUAAAAAGACAGUUGAUGCAGGUGUACAGACUGAUUUUGUUUCACCACAAGUUAUAGUUGAACAAGAUAUUGUUAGUAUUAAUACAAAUCCUAAUCAAAUAUUAUCUAAUAUGCCUAAUGGUAUCAGCAAUACAAUAGAUUCAAGUACAAACACAAGCAAGAAAAAGAUUCGAUUAAAGCGAAAUAUGGUAAAUGAAAUAGGUGACAGAAAUCCAGAUAAAAAACAAUAUAAAUGGCACAAAAGAAAAAAAACUGUUCCUAUUUCAUCUGCUAUUAAUAAAAAUCAAAAUUUAUCAGAUAAUGUAACUUGCAAUAGCAAGCAAAUGGAUGUCGACAAAUCAUUUUCUCAACAGCUACCUAAUGAAUUAUUAUCUAAAGAUAGACUAAACAUGUAUGAAGAUAGUAACGAAAGUAGCAAUUGUGGUAUUUUAUAUAGAAAUAGAAGCGAUAAUGUCAUUAUAGACGAAACAUCAAAUUCUGAUAUUAUAUCAAAUACAGUAAGUAAUGUAGAUUCAGAAAGUGUGCAUAGUAUUAAUACACUAAGGCCAAGUUUCAAUGAAAAUAACGAUACAGAGGUUAGCAGUGUUCUGUUUGAAAUUACUGAUCUUGGCAUGGAAGAGUAUUUAAAGAUGAGAUGUGAUGAGUGGAUAUCAAGAUUUGUACAAAUCAUGGAAGAAGUUCUAACUCAAGUACUGGAACAAGAUACCAGAGAUUUACAUAAUUCUAUGCCACCACCUUGGACUAUCCAUGAAGCAACAGAGUGUAUAAAGAAGAGAUUCAGUAAUAGUCAUAUCAUUAAUGAUGCUGCAUCAAAAUUAUCAAAUAUUUUAUUUAAAAUAAGUGAUACAGGAGGAAGAAUUGGCAUUGAAACUAAACCUGCUGAAUUCAUGGAAAUGUACAGCUAUGGGGUAUACCUUGUUAAUGCUUUACAGGCUAUACUCGAUAAGUCAGAAGAUCUCCAAACUGCUGCUGGAUCACUAGCAAACUUGUUAAGUGAUAUUAAAAAUUUGGAAGGUCACAAUGAUUCAUUUAGCGAUAAUAUCACUGAACCUUCCUGUGCAAUCUCCCAAACUACCUUUAUUAGUAAUCAAGAAAAUGGUGAUGUUGACAAUGAAGAAGCAGCUACCGGAACAUCUCCUAAAAACAUAGAAAUUGUUAGUAAUAAAAGAUCAAAUUCAGAUAAUUUGACUUCUAACAAAAAACUGAUGCAGGAUGACGAAGAGAAACCAAAAGAAGUUACAUUCGUUAGGAAAAUUGAUCUGAAGGAUUCAUUUCUAUCAUCUCUCCACUUGAAAAAAAGUAAAAUCGGAAAAUUAGAUACACCUGAAAGUCAAUGCUUAAAUAAAAUAGAGCCUAUCUCUAAUUCAACGAACAAUGUGUCUCCGGAUUUAGGCGCUAAUAAAGAACCACGCUUUAUAAGGAAUUUCACAAAAUGCUCAGAUUUUGAGGAAAGAUUAAAAAGAAAGUUUGAAGGACCACUAUUGGAAUUGAGUGGGUUGAAUUAUUCAGUUCAAUAUGACGAAGACUAUGGUAUGGAAGAAGAAGAUUAUUCUGAGGGCGAUUAUUAUGACAUUGAAGACGAUGGUGAUGAAAUUGAUGGCGACUUUGAUCCGACUGUAUCACCACGGUCAUUAAAUAAUGUCACAAAUUUACCUGAAUAUACAAAUAAAGAUAACAGAACAUUUAAAUACUUCUCUGCUAGACUUAUGAAAGAAAUAAAGGAAGCCUCCCAAGAAGUAUACGGUUUUUGUGAAAAUACAAUGCAAGAUUUAAGUAAUCUUGAGAAAAUUAGUACAGUAAGAAAGACUGAAAUCCAAAAUACAGCUGUGAAAGUUCACUUACAUAUUGAGAAUUUAAGAAUAUCUUUAAAGGGCAUACUGGAGCGAUACGCAAGUAACAGUGAAAAUGACAAUAAGACACUGUUCCAAGAAGCUGGGGUUCUUCUUGAUUCAAAAGAAUCUUUUAUAUACCGGGACAUAAUCGCCUCGUGUGUUGAUCAAGUAGAAAUCCUUCUGGAAUCUGUGAAUGUUAUUAAAGAUGUUGUGAAGUGAUUUUAUUCAUAAUACGUGAUAAUGUUUCUGAGUUUUAACUUUACCUAAUAACUGUACAUAUAGAUGCAGCUUAACGUUUUUUUAAUAUUUUAUGUCUAAAUGUAAAAAUACCAAUUAAAUUAAACAAUUUUUAAAAUAUAUUGUUUUAUUGUAAAUGUUCAUUGUUUCAAAGUAAUAAAGGUAUUAUUUUAUAGGUCGAUUUCACGAAUAACAUUAUACAAGUAGAAGUAAUAAAUGACAGUAUAUGGACGUGGAAGGGGACGGUAAUUCGUAUUUCUCAAUCUAAUAUAUUUAAAAAAAUCUUUUCACUUCAUACGAAUAUAUAUAUACAUGUCUAAAUAGAGUACUGGAGAAACUAGUCAGAAACUUUAGCAAGUGUCAUCGCUACGGUGUUUUCGACAAUAACACAGGUACUACCGUUCCUCAGAGGUGGACGUAAGUGGACAUUAAGUACUGGUAUCAACCAGUUACAAAACUACUGUUAGCAUUGAUUUUUUGAGUAGGCGUUUACUUUUGGGCCAAGACGUAACCGAUCACACUUAUUGCUAAUGCAACGACGCCUACGCUUUAGUGAGCACAAACACUUAUAAAAUUGAUACUUUAAUAUUGUAAUUUAAUACUCUAUCCAACACA
Molecule: messenger RNA, 4490 nt
Organism: Achroia grisella
Lineage: Eukaryota; Metazoa; Arthropoda; Insecta; Lepidoptera; Pyralidae
Exons: 14
Coding region: 105-3857 (1250 amino acids)
Source: RefSeq, a predicted model, not a curated record